CAAACGAAUUCGAGGUGUGGACCCACUAGUAGAACCAUUGCGCCUCGUAAAAACACAACGGCAUCUAUUCCGUACAUCACAUACUUCUAUAUAGAGCGAGAGCGCAGCCUCCUCACCCGAAACCCAGUCCAGUCAGAUCUUCCAUCUUCCACCUCUCACCGUCAUCAUCAUGCCCCCCAGUAUCUCCGUAAUCAUCGUCGGCGCCGGUCUGGGCGGACUCGCUACGGCCAUUGGGCUGCGCCGCGCCGGCCAUCAGGUCACUGUGCUGGAGAAGGCGCCGGCUCUAGGAGAGAUAGGAGCGGGAAUCAAGGUCCCUCCGAACUCAGGCCGGGUGUUCCGCGAAUGGGGUCUUCAGGACGCGCUGGAGAAGAUCUGCAUCUGUCCGCAGGAGAACCACAUGCGGUCGUACGGCGACGGGGAGGUGCUGUCGACGAUGCCGCUGGGCCGGAAGAGCAUGGUGGAGGCGUACGGGAUCCCCUACUACGUGGUGCACCGGGUGGACCUGCACCACCUGCUGGCGGAGGCGGCGCAGCGGGAGGGGGCGGUGAUCGAGCUGGGGACGGAGGUGACGGGGGUGACGGGGGUGCGCGGCACGCCGGAGCAGGCCUUUGUGCAGCUGGCCGGGGGGGCAGAGCGGGCGGCGGACCUGGUGCUCGGGGCGGACGGCGAGCGGUCGCGCGUGCGCACCUCGCUGCUGGGCCACGAGUUCCCCUGGCGCGACAGCGGCGACCACGUCUUCCGCGCCACCGUGCCCCUGACGGCCCUGGAGGCCGACGAGCAGCUGCGCGCGCUCACCCGCGGCAUCAACUGGUGGGUUGGCCCCCGCGGCAACGCCCUCACCUACCCGCUCAGGCGCGGCCGCCUGCUCAACAUCGUUCUCACCCACGUCCAUCCGCCGGAUGCCACUGUGCAGUUCGCCCCGCAGCCCAUCGCGAAGGAGGCGGUGGCCGCCGAGUUCGCCGGCUGGGAUCCCUUGUUCCAUCGUCUGUUGGACCUGACUACCACCUGCGCGCGUUGGACCCUGCUGCACACCGACAUGCCGUCCCGGUGGACGGGCGAGACGGGCAACAUCGCCUUGCUGGGGGACGCUGCGCACGCAGUCUUACCGUACCUCGCCCAAGGCGCAGCGCUCGCCUUCGAGGACGCCGCCGCGCUGAGCGUCCUCUUCGGCGCGAUGCAAGACAAAGCGCAGAUUCCCGAUCUCCUGACCAUCUUCGAGGCCAUCCGCCAGCCCCGGGCGCGGGAGAUGCGCCGCCGCGUCGGCAUGGCGCGCGACAUCUGGUCUCUGCCGGAUGGGCCCCAGCAGCGCGAGCGGGACCGCCAGCUGCGGGAGCACGAACACGACCCCUACGACGGAUAUCCGAACGUCCUGGCGGAUCCCGCCCUCACGCGGUGGAUGUUUGGCUACGAUGCGUUCGAGACGGCGCGCGAGGCGUGGCGGAAAUUCGCGAGGGGCCAGUUUCCUAUGACUCGCGGGACGUGGAAGUUGAACCGGGAGGGCCGGGAGUAGAUGCUGUGUGAUUAUGGUUAGAGUACUAUGAAUAGCCAUUGGUUUGUGGUUCCUAUUUUGUUCCUUGCUUGAGAAGAAUACGAGACUUUGUAGACCAGAGAAAGGAUAAUAGAUUGACACAGUAAGACUUGGGGUUUGUGAUAUCUUGACCAACGCCGUCUGAUAGAAGGACUUGUCUUCGGCCGUUUUCUGGGGCCAGUAAUGGAUGCCAGCUGGUCUGAGUGAAUGGCCCCAUGCACUACCACUCGAGCAACCAUGCUGAUGGGCUGUCAUGUUAUCUUCGUGCUCGGUGCAUUGGACUAUAGUAGCUAGCUGCUAGCUCCUAUGCCACGCGGCGCUAAUAACCGCCGAAGAACAGACUGCAGGAAACUUGCGGAGAAUACGACAAGACCUCGAGUCUCACCAGCCUGUCGUAAUUCAUGCGGCGAUGACGAUACGCCCAGUCG
Molecule: messenger RNA, 1956 nt
Organism: Aspergillus brunneoviolaceus CBS 621.78
Lineage: Eukaryota; Fungi; Ascomycota; Eurotiomycetes; Eurotiales; Aspergillaceae
Product: FAD binding domain-containing protein
Exons: 3
Coding region: 170-1510 (446 amino acids)
Biological process (GO): secondary metabolite biosynthetic process
Molecular function (GO): monooxygenase activity; FAD binding
Source: RefSeq, a predicted model, not a curated record